Megachile rotundata (alfalfa leafcutting bee) is the source of this 1849-nucleotide messenger RNA. RefSeq names its product LTV1 ribosome biogenesis factor (gene LTV1). Gene Ontology annotation, biological process: ribosomal small subunit biogenesis; ribosomal small subunit export from nucleus. The record is from RefSeq and is a predicted model, not a curated record. Gene Ontology annotation, cellular component: preribosome, small subunit precursor; nucleus; cytosol. Lineage: Eukaryota; Metazoa; Arthropoda; Insecta; Hymenoptera; Megachilidae.
AGUAUAUCCCUUCACGUUCCGCAAUGUUCUGCACGAAAUAUAACACGCUAAUAACCUGAGUUUGUUUCGUAAAUAAUUUAAAAUAAAUAGCUUUUUAUAAUAAUUUAUUUUUCAAUACUGCAUAUUGAACAAUAAAUUUCAUAAAAAUGCCAAAAGGAAAAACGAAGAAGUUUAUUGACAAGAAAAAUUCGGUAACAUUUCAUUUAGUUCAUCGUUCGCAAAGAGAUCCGUUAAUUGCUGAUGAAACAGCACCGCAACGUGUUCUUGUACCUGUUGGAGAUGCACAAGGUGCUAAACACGAAAAGAAGAAAUUAGACAGUGACAAACGAAAAGAAGAGCAACAAAAAUAUGGCAUAUAUUUUGAUGAUGAUUAUGAUUAUUUACAACAUCUUAAAGAUGUCAAUUCUUUGACAACUGAAUGGGAACGUGUUGAUAAUGCAGUCUCUACCAAAACAAACGAAAAAAAGGAUGCUCCAAAAAUUAAUUUACCUUCUUCUGUAUUUGCUUCAAAUGUUGAAGAAAAAGUUGGAUUACUUAAUAAAGCAGCUCCAGUUUCUGGAUUGCAAUUAGAUUUAGAUCCAGAUGUAGUUGCAGCUAUGGAUGAUGAUUUUGAUUACGAUGAUCCAGAAAAUCAGUUAGAAGAUAAUUUUAUAGAAUUAGCUAAUGCUAGCAAUAGUGAUGAUGACUUUCAGAAGGAUGAAGAUGAUGCAGCAUCAGACUCUUCAUCGGAAGGACAUAUGGAAUUAUCUGAGCAUAGCUUUGAUGGCUCUCUAUAUACCUUUAAAGAAGAAGAAACAAAAUCACGUUUUACAGAAUAUUCAAUGACCAGCAGUGUAAUGAAAAGAAAUGACCAAUUAACACUCCUAGAUGAUAAAUUUGAAAAAAUGUAUGCAGCAUACGAUAAUACUGAAAUUGGUGCUUUAGAUUGUGAUGAAAUCGAAGGAUAUUUACCACCAGAUUCAGAACUAGUCCUUCAAUGUGCAGCAGAAUUUGAACAACAACAAAAUGAGAAUGCUGAUAAUGUUGCAAAGCUCAUGAAAGAAAAAAUGAAAAUUUUGGAAAAAGAGUAUUCUAGCUCUGAGGAUGAAGAUAGUUUAGAUGAUCUUGUUGUAGAUGCAAGAGAAAGAGAUAAAUGGGACUGUGAAAGUAUUAUUAGUACAUACAGCAACAUUUAUAAUCAUCCAAAGUUAAUUUCUGAACCAAAACAACCACAAAAGAUUAAAGUUGACCCAAGAACAGGUAUUCCAAAGAAUGUUCUAAAUGACCCUCAAAAAUUGACCGCUAAAAGUUUAGCUCAAUUUGAUCAACAAAAUCAAAAUAGUAAUCCAAGGGGACCUCAGUCUAUCGCAGAAACCAUGAGAUCAACUUUAAGUACAUUAAGUAUAAGAUCAAAAAAUGAAACUCCAGAAGAAAGGAAGCAGAGAAAGAAAGCACUGAAGGAAUACAGAAAAGAAAGACGAAUAGAAAGGAAGGCAAACAGUGAAGCAUUUAAGGAGGAAAAGAAACGUCAAGAAAAAAUUUUGUUAAAUAAUAAACAAAACGUGCAAGGAAAUCGAAUACUUUAAUAUAUAAAUUAUGUAUCUUGUAAAUGAAGUAAUUUACAUUAACAUUGUACAUUGAAAGUCUUGUUUACGAAUAAGAUGAAUACAACUUGUUUUUAUAAAUAUAAAUUAUUUACAUUAACUAAUGUAAAAGUUACAUUAACAUAAUUAACAAUAUUUACUGCAUUAACUUUUCUAAAAAUUGCUAAUGCACCAACUGUUAAAUGGGAACUUUAAGAACCACAGUAAACGCGUAAUACAUGGGAAGAAAAUGAAAUAUAUUUAUUUAAAGUUAUGUAAUAGCGUAA